GGUGAGCCCUGACGUUUCUCCCAGCUGCUAUUCUUGGCUCGGGCCUGCUAGACCUGUUUCUAGUUCGCCCGAAAUCCAUCUACUAAAUCAGCGAAAUUUCGUCGUACCUUGGAUGGAGUGUGAGAAUGGAGUGAGUCGCACAGAGGUGUAGAGUGAGUCGGACAGGUCAGUUGUUUAAUUGCGGCAGUGGAUGUAUGUCAGGCGCUUAGAUUCAUUUCGAGCUGCAUCGUAUUCUUUAAAUAAAGAAGCUGUCUGCGGGCGGCAGACUUUCUGUUGGAAUUUCCUGUUCACUUCCUCGAUUAAUUCUAGAAUAAGAGACAUUAAGUGGAGAAAAUAAUGGAGUUGAUGGGAAAAGGAGAGCGGAGAAGGAAAAGUAUGGUUUUUUUUCUCUGCUUGCACCUGCUGACUCUUCUGCAAAUCACAGCAGCUCAAAACGUCACCACCGCCACCACUCCAGCCGCUGACCCCGGUGACCCUCUCAGCUACCGCACUCGCCCAGCUGACGUCACGGUGGCUGUUGGAGACCCAGCCGUGUUUCGCUGUGGAGUUCCCGAAGCUUCUCCAAGCUUCACAUUCACCUUCCAGGGGGCACACGGAAACUACACCCUCGCGUGCCCCUCGGGCCACGUGGAGGAUAUUCCCCAGGCUCUCUAUGGAAGUUGUGAUAUGAAAAACGGAGAGUCAUUAGCUGUGUGGAGCCUAAAGGGAACGUCUUUCUCCGACAACGGGGCGCGAGUCUUGUGUCAGCAUCCAAACAACCCUAACAGCGCUGCUGCCGUCCUGCACGUCUACGAUAACGGCACCAGACACGCCAUUCUCAUUGGUUGCAUCAUUGGGGGCUUCUUUGGCACGUUGUUGGUCUUUGGUUUGCUGUAUGCCACCCUGCUGAGAUCUGAGACCCUCCAGAAGUGCUUCCGUGGUGGAGAAACAGCAGAGGAUUUGACCACAAUAGUAAGUAAGGAGUAAAAGGAGACAGAUCGCCUGAUGUUGCUCUCUAAGCGUCAACUGUAUUUAGGUGUGGAGGUUAUUCUGUUGAGGCCGGGUCCAUCCUGGACGUCUUCACUUCCUUUCUUUGCCUUGAAUAACUGGGCCUUACACUUUACACUUUAUAUACACAUCCGUUGAAUGAGGAACAGAUGAAUAGAUGUUUCACAGCUGUCCUGGCCAGGCUGUUCAACCAGUUUAGUGAGUUACUUUUUCACAGUUUGUCCACUUGAGGGAAGCACUCACUGCCCCGAUGAGUUUGUUGUUGUUACACUAUAUUAUCACACAUUCAAGAAAACCUAUUGUCUUUGCAUAGGAGGUGUGUGGUCCAUUGCAAUUGUCCAAAUUAAAGCUGCAUUAUAUAUCAAAACCAACACCAUUUGUAAACAACUGUUUAUUUCUGUCGAUUGUUGAUUACGUGCAAAUGUUGAUACAACUCUAUUCCUCUAUUUAAUCCCACUAAGUAGUCACAUUAUUAUUAUCUUCCGUACCUUUGCUUCUGGAGAUUUCCUCAAACUGG
Molecule: messenger RNA, 1504 nt
Organism: Pungitius pungitius (ninespine stickleback)
Lineage: Eukaryota; Metazoa; Chordata; Actinopteri; Perciformes; Gasterosteidae
Exons: 6
Coding region: 337-966 (209 amino acids)
Source: RefSeq, a predicted model, not a curated record